Molecule: messenger RNA, 375 nt
Organism: Adineta steineri
Lineage: Eukaryota; Metazoa; Rotifera; Eurotatoria; Adinetida; Adinetidae
Source: the annotation of a GenBank genome assembly
AUGCCGAACGGUACACUUGAAGUUAUUGUUGCUGCAGGUCGUCGUCUUAAAGACGAAGAUACAAUUGGUAAAAACGAUGCAUUCGUUGAAGUCUAUUUAGAUAAAAAGUAUAAACAACGUACAACAACUAUUUCAAAUACGAACGAUCCAGUUUGGAAUGAACGAUUUAGUUUUAAUAUUCAUGGUGAAGAUUCAAUUCAUUUCGAUGUUUAUGAUGCUGAUAUUGGUGAUACUGAUUCAAUUGGUAAAUGUAAAAUAAAACUAAAACAUGUUUUUGAUGAUGGUAAAUAUGAUGAAUGGGUUAAAUUACCAUCAAUGUUCGGUUUAUCAUCUCAUGGUGAAAUUCAUGUUAUUAUGAAUUUUCGACCAUCAUAA